This is a messenger RNA of Amoebophrya sp. A25, 249 nucleotides long. NCBI's taxonomy places the organism in Eukaryota, Dinophyceae, Syndiniales, Amoebophryaceae. The record is from the annotation of a GenBank genome assembly.
AUGAGCGGCGCUGUUUCGUGUUUUUUACAGGUUCUGAAAAUUUGGAGGGAAUUUUUAAACCCCAUGUUAGUCAGGCUGCUUUGGAUCUAAUGCAACGGCGGAGAGUCCAUGCUCAGGCAUGUACAUGUAUGAGAUGGGCGGUCGUUGCUCCUGUAGUUGUUAUUUAUUAUAUCAUCUUUCUUCUACCCAUCGCCACUAUGCAGGACGCAAAUGAUGGCCCGGCGGAGACCGUGCUCGAGCGGCUGAUUG